AUGGCGACCUCCUCCAAGAGGUGCAAGGGUGUGGCUAAAAUCUAUCAUUACAUAAUUUCUCUGCCACCUGAACUUACAGAACUGGAAACACAAAUUUCAGAAGUUAUUACCCCUGAAGAGAAGCCACGUAAUGUGAAAGUGCCAAAAACUGCAACUAAUUCAUCCAUUGAACAUAUAUUUCCCCUUCAAGAUGUGUCCCUUCCAAAUGAAACAGUACCUAAUAGAUUUGAAUAUUUUUCUCUAGAAAAUCUCUGCACUCAAAGUAAUGAAGAAGCAGUUGUCAUGCCACAUGUUGAAGGAAGCACAUCUGAAACAGAAGUUUCUGAUACAAACAUUUCUAACAAUUCAACCAAUUAUUUUGACUAUGAAACUCUCCAAGACCUAUUGAUAAUUGAAAGUGAUGCCCCUCUGCUGACUUCUGGCUCUGAAAGCUGUGUGACUAAUUCUGACUCUGACAGAGGCAUUGGUAUGGACUCUGACUUAGAACAACACUCAAAAGAUUCAAACUCAAUAACAUGGGGAAUGGACUCAGAUUCAGAAAAAUGUCCCGUGGACCCGGACUCUCAGAAACACCUGCUGGAAGCAGAAAAAUUCCAGAUGUCAUCAAACCUAGAGCAACACCUAGUUGGAAUUGAACAAUGCCAGCUGGAAUUUGACUCUCUGAAACACCAUAUCGACCCAGAUUCAGAAAAAAGCCUGGCAGACUCUGAUUCUGAAAAAUAUGUGAUGGCUUCUGACAACGAAAGACCCAGGAUAGACUCAGACUCAAAAAAAUACCCCAUGGCUUCUGCAUCUGUGAAACACCUGCUGAAGGCAGAAAAAUGCCAAAUGGCCUCAGAUUCUAUAAAACGCUUCAUGGAGUCUGAAAAAAAAAUAAUGGAGACUGAGCAACACUGGCUAAUCUCUGCAUCUGAGAGAUAUGUGAUGGACUCAUACAUGGAAUGGGAUGCAAUAGACUCAGACUCUGCAUCUGGGAUAUAUCUGAUGGAGGAAGGAAAACACCAGAAGAUUAGAGCUGAGAGACAUAUAAUGGACUCUGACUUUGAACCAUGUAGGAUGGACUCAGACUCAAGAAGAUAUGAGCUAGCCUCAGCCUCUGUGAAAUGCCUCAUGAAUGCUAACACAGUCCAGUUGAGCACUGAAACUGAGAGGCAUUAUGUAGAUUCUUGGUCUGUUAGACACACAAUGGACUUGGAUUCUGAAAGCCUGGAUAUGAGCUCUGAUUCAGUGAAUCCCAUAAUGAAGGCUGAAAAUUGCCAAAGAGCCUCGGACUUGGAAAGAUUCUGGAUGGGCCUUGGGUAUGAAUUUGAAAGAUACGUGACUAGCUCUGAAAGACAACAGUUGAACUUUGACUAUAGUAGAUGCUGGAACAGCUCUAGAAAAUACCAACACAGAUCUUCAGGACUUCAGGAUAGCUCUGGAAGAUGUCAAGAAGGCCUUCAAAAGCACUGGGGUAAGUUUGAAAGACAUCAAAUAGACUCUGAUUCUGAAAAACAUGAAACAGAUUUUGAAAAUGAAAGAUAUCAAAAUGAAUUUGAAAGUGAAAGACAUACACACAUGAUGGAGAUGGAACAGUCUCUGUUGCACUCUGAAAAUGAGAGACUUCAAAUGGAUGAAGAAAGGGAGAAAUACCUUAUAAAGUCUGAUGGUGAAAAAGAGCACAAGAUCAUAUCUGACAAUGAAAGACACGACCUUGACUCAGAAGAUGAGGCACAACGGCUUGGUGCUCGCAGAAAAGCUAACCGUCCUCAGG
Molecule: messenger RNA, 1753 nt
Organism: Odocoileus virginianus texanus
Lineage: Eukaryota; Metazoa; Chordata; Mammalia; Artiodactyla; Cervidae
Source: RefSeq, a predicted model, not a curated record